Molecule: messenger RNA, 302 nt
Organism: Austrofundulus limnaeus
Lineage: Eukaryota; Metazoa; Chordata; Actinopteri; Cyprinodontiformes; Rivulidae
Product: mediator of RNA polymerase II transcription subunit 27
Biological process (GO): regulation of transcription by RNA polymerase II
Cellular component (GO): mediator complex
Molecular function (GO): transcription coactivator activity
Source: RefSeq, a predicted model, not a curated record
GUGACCUUGGGGAAGGUGUUGAAAGCCAUUGUUGUAAUGCGUUCUCUUUUCAUUGAUAGAACCAUUGUUCGAGGUUUUAAUGAGAAUGUUUACACCGAGGAUGGAAAGUUGGAUAUUUGGACCAAGUCUCAGUAUCAUGUCUUCCAAAAGGUAACAGACCAUGCUACCACAGCCCUGCUGCACUACCAGCUGCCCCAGAUGCCUGACGUAGUGGUUCGCUCUUUUAUGGUAACACAGAAGUCUAGAACUAAUCUACUAUAUAACAUCAUUCCUGGAUUAUCCCUGCGUCACCUGUCUCACCU